GCCCGACGCCGUUGCCUCUUGCCUCUUGCGCUGCACAGCAGAUUGUGUGAACGUUUGAUAUAGUGACCGUGUUAUUGCGUAUCGUAAGAGAGUGACUUCGAGCCUGUUUUGUGCGUCGGCUUUUUACGCUGCAUUCAAGCAGUAACGUGAACAUUUGGUGAAGAUCAUUGCGUAUCGUUGAGUGAUCUUGCGUUUGCUUCUCAUCCUCGAUCAAGAGCAUCAUCUUCGAGGAUCCUGUCUCAUUCUUUGUAGCCGCCUUCGAAACUUAACCCGUAUUGUGUCAUUGGAGCUGAACAUUUCGUGCAGUGAACGUUUGGAUGAUCGCAUUUGUUGCUGCCUAUCACUAGUAGUCCCCCCUCCCCCUGCCAGUCACGUUCAGAAUAAAUAUUUCAUUAGUUCCUGUUACCGUUCUGAUUGAAUUCGUAGAGGUAAGAAUAUACGUGGAAAAUAUGUCGCAUUAUUAUAGAGUUAAAAAGUAUCGCGAGUUAAGGAAAGGGUAUAUGAGUAUGAACGAAAGUAAAGAUUACGAAAAAGAAAAAAGUACUAAUAACGAAGCAAGCAGUAGCAUAUAUACUAUUAGUAACGGAGAGAUAAUAGAUGCAGACAAUUUGUCAAAUAAAAGCGGUUGUAAUGAAAGUCAAUUAAAUAUUAUUAGUAACGAGGCAAGCACUAGUAAUUAUACUGUUAAUAACGAAGAGAAUAUAGAUCAAUUAUCUAAUGUCAGUGAUUCUGUAAGAGCAUUGCUCAAUGACUCACCUACAUCGCAAACACCUAUUAAUAAAAAAAUCAAGCAAUGGACAUUGCAAAAUUUAGAUACAUUACGGUUAAAUGUAGUUUCAGAGUUACUAUUAAUAUUGAGGGAAGAGGGACAUACAUCCUUACCUCAAACAGCUCAGACUUUAUUAGGCACAAAACAUAGUCGGGUUUUGCAAGUAAUGUUUAGUAAUCGGGAAACUGAGGGAGCAUACAUGUAUCUAGGAAUUCAGAACGGGUUGGAAAAAAUAAUUUCGCUUGAUGCGUAUAGUGAAAAUGAAAUUCCUGUAUUUAUUCAUAUAGACGGAAUGCAAAUAUAUCAAAAUUCUCAAUUUCAAGUGUGGCCAAUAAGUGUUAAAAUCUGUCACCCAAAAUACGAUUGUAAACCUUUUGUCGCAGGUAUAUUUUGUGGGGAUUCCAAACCACGAAGUAGCAAUGAUUAUCUUCAUGAUUUCGUUGAAGAAGCAAAACAUUUAAUAAAUAAUGGCAUUGAAUUACACGGGACAAGAUAUUUUUUUAAAAUUAAUGCUAUAAUUGCAGACAGUCCCGCGAGAGCAUUUAUAAAAUGUUGCAAACCACCGAAUUCUUUUUUUGCUUGCGAGAGAUGUACAACCAAGGGGAUAUCUGUAAGAAAAAAACGUUCGGUUAAAAGGGUUUAUCCUGAGAUGAAUAGUAGAAAGCGAAGUAAAGAAUCUUUUUUACAGAAAAAACAGCCAGAACAUCGUAAAGAAAAUGUAGAGUCAGCAUUGUUGCAAUUGCCAGAUUUUAAUGUGAUUAAUUCUAUCGUUAUUGAUUCCAUGCAUCUGUUGUAUUGUGGGGUAAUGAAAUUUUUAUUAGAAAAAUGGAUUGUAAAGACGAAUGUGGCAGGACUUAAAAAACAACAGGUGUGUUAUCUUAAAGACUUAAUGACUUCUAUCACUCCCGACAUACCGUGUGAAUUUCAGCGCAAAAAAUUCGACAUAAACGCGAUACCUAGAUAG
Messenger RNA from Temnothorax curvispinosus, 1733 nucleotides. RefSeq lists its product as uncharacterized. NCBI's taxonomy places the organism in Eukaryota, Metazoa, Arthropoda, Insecta, Hymenoptera, Formicidae. Bases 450 to 1733 code for a protein of 427 amino acids. The record is from RefSeq and is a predicted model, not a curated record. The transcript has 3 exons.